AUGUCUCUUGAUAGCGGCAGCGCCACAGCUCCCUCUAGGCCAGCUUCAACAUCCUUGCUUGCGAAAAAGAAAAGAAUCCGAGGAGGCUACAAAGCUCACUGUACAAAAUUAAUAACUGAAGCAAAACAUGUUUUUGAAUCUGAUGAAGUAAAUCUCUUUAAACUCGAACAUUUGUCUGUGUCAUUAAAAGAUAAAUUAACUGUUUUGCGGAGUAUUGAUGAUGAAAUUUUCAACCUCAUUGACGACGAUGAUGUAGAAGCUGCAGUUUUAGAAUCUGAAGAACUUAGGUCUGAAAUUCAGGGAUUUAUUAUAAGAAUAGAUGCAAAACGGGACGAGCUCAAACUAGGAGUAACAAAAAACGUGAGCUCGACAGAAACCUCUUUACCUAGCCGCCAAAUUUCAGUGCCUGAAAAUGCAGCGAAAUUGCCAAAACUUCAGUUACCCAAAUUUCAAGGUGACCCAAGAAAGUGGCCAGAAUGGUGGGAUGCAUUUGACGUGAUUCAUAACAGUACAUCUCUAACUCCCACCAACAAGUUCAGGCAUUUGAAAUCUCUCUUAGAAGGCCCAGCAGAAACAGCGAUUUCGGGUAUACAAAUAACCGGGGCGAAUUAUAACGAAGCAAUAGACAUAUUAAGACAGCGUUUUGCUCAAAAACAAGUUAUCAUGAAUGCACACAUGGAAACAUUACUAAAUCUACAAAAGGUAUCGUCUGACAGGGAUCUUAAGGCUUUUAGAAAGCUGUUUGACACUAUCGAAGUAAAUGUGCGUAGUUUAAAGUCUCUGGGAAUCGAUUUUGAACAAUACGGGGCACUUUUGGUUCCAGUAUUAAUGAGCAAAAUUCCUGAUGAAAUUCGUUUAGAAAUUACGAAGGGGGCAAAGGGUGAAAAUUGGAAGCUUGAUUAUAUCAUGACUAUUUUGAAAGCCGAACUUGAAGCGCGUGAACAAUGCAGCCUUUUGAAGCAAAGUAGUUCUAGCACAAGUAAAAUAAAUGCUGCCAGCGCGCCGUACACAACAUCAGCCUUUUUUUCGUCGGAUGGAAAAAUCACAUGCUCAUUUUGCAAGGGAACACACCAGUCAGCAAAAUGCCACAUUGUUUCCAACCCACAAGCAAGAAAAGAAAUCCUGAGGAAACAAGGACGAUGUUAUGUUUGUUUGAAAAAGGACACUUGUCAAGAGCCUGUUCUAGCAACAUUCGAUGCUAUUCCUGCAAACUACGUCAUCAUGUGA
Molecule: messenger RNA, 1227 nt
Organism: Rhopilema esculentum
Lineage: Eukaryota; Metazoa; Cnidaria; Scyphozoa; Rhizostomeae; Rhizostomatidae
Source: RefSeq, a predicted model, not a curated record